Rhizophagus irregularis DAOM 181602=DAOM 197198 is the source of this 303-nucleotide messenger RNA. Lineage: Eukaryota; Fungi; Glomeromycota; Glomeromycetes; Glomerales; Glomeraceae. The record is from RefSeq and is a predicted model, not a curated record.
AUGGAACAAGAAAUUUUCAAAUAUAAAGAUAUAAUUUAUAAUGUAAUACUUAUAUUUCCAGAAAAUGAUGCACGUUGGAAAAAUUAUAUAGGAAGAGAGCUUGAUGGAGGACAUAAAUCAUCAUAUGAUGAUACACUUAAAGAAAACAAAUAUAUUGAAGUGUAUGGUUGUGUAGAAGAUUUAUCAUUAGAAUCAGGACGAUCAAAAAUUCUUAAAGUUGAAGAUACAAAAUACUUAGAAAGCCUUUUAAAAGAAAAAGUAGAUUAUUAUUUGUGGGAACUACAGUCUGAAAUGGAGUUAUGA